Molecule: messenger RNA, 2844 nt
Organism: Phycodurus eques (leafy seadragon)
Lineage: Eukaryota; Metazoa; Chordata; Actinopteri; Syngnathiformes; Syngnathidae
Gene: gcfc2
Product: GC-rich sequence DNA-binding factor 2
Exons: 18
Coding region: 53-2668 (871 amino acids)
Biological process (GO): mRNA splicing, via spliceosome
Cellular component (GO): nucleus
Molecular function (GO): DNA binding
Source: RefSeq, a predicted model, not a curated record
ACCUCGAUUUGUUUCUACUUCGAAACCUAGAUGCACAAGUGAGGGCUUCAAAAUGUUCAAAAAAAAGUCCAGGAGAGUUUUUCGACAGAGAAAAGGAGACUCUAGUGAUGAGGAGGAAACACCGGUGAACAGGUCGGACGGAGCCGGGUCAGAGAAGGCAGCGAUUGUGGCCUGUAAACCGUCCAGAUUAGGUCACUCCCGUGGGAUAUCGUGCAGUUCAAAGCGGGAAGCGACUCCGUCGAACGUGGAUGAUGGUGACGGAGAGGACGUGGAGAUAUCCGAACGGACGAUAGACACCGACGAAAAUGUGAAAGACAAUUAUGACAUCAAGACGAAAACGAGCACCGUCCUCAGUUUCUCUGACGACAAAGAAUCUCUGGAACCCGAGUUUAAACUAAAGAAGUCGGUUGAUAAAGCUGUGUUGUUUCAAAUAAGGAAAAAGGAAGCUCUACCUGCCAAAGACAACCACAACAAUGAACCAAAGGGUAUCCUCACAUCUGCCUCUCCCAGGCAAGAUGAUGACAGCCAAGCAUCACCACAUAGUUCUCACCAAAGUGAUAACAAUGAUGAGGCGGUGAAUGAUGAUGAUGAUGAUGAUGAUGAUGAUGAAGGUGAAGAUAAGGAAGCUGCCAGUUCCUCUUCAUCUAGCUCAAAAUGCAGCUACUCUGCUGUAAAACCAGUUGUGAUCCCCAAUGCCAGGGCCAUUGAAGCAGCCAAGAGGCAGCGGCGCAACAUUCGAGCCCAGAAAGAUUUCAUCCCUCUAGACAAAGGUGGCCGCAGCUCCACCGGUAGCACCCCAGAGCGCUACCACAAGGAGGAAAUGGAGGAUGAUGAUGAUGAUGAUGAAGACAGGGUUGACGGUGAUGAUGACGAGCCAGAUGAUCACGAGAAAAGAAUUGAGUUUGCCCCAGGAUUAAAAAGUGUGAAGGAGAGGAUCGCGGAGAAACUUGGAAGUGUUGGCAGUCUGUCAGGGAGUGACGAAGAGGAGCAGGAGCUUUGGGAGGAGACACAAAUUGGGAAGGGAGUCAAGAGACGACCUGGCAGACUGAGCCCGUCUGGCAGUGAGUCAAGCAGCUACAUCAGCAGGAGCUUCCAGCACAAUGAACAUCAAAGACAAAAGAAGAAAUCAAUAGGGCUGAAGAUCCCAAAGACGCUUCCCUCUGUCACUGUCUCAAUGGUUAAGAGGAGGAUCACUUUAAAACUGGACUCCCUGAAGGAAGUGCACAGUGCACGGCGUGCCGAGCUAAGUCGAAUGGAGGGAGAUGCCGAGAGUGCUAAAACGUCUGUGGAGUCUCUGGAGGAAAGCUCCUCAGAGAAACAGCUGAAGUUUUACAGACAUAUGACCCUCUUUGCCCACAACUUGUUGGAGUGUCUGCGGGAGAAAGUUGUUGAAAUCAACUCAUUGGAGCUGGAGCUGCACACGUUACUUUCUAGCCAGAUGGAGGCGCAGUGUGCCCAGAGACGACAGAAGAUCCAGGAGCAUGCCCAGCACCUGCAGCAGCUCAGCUCUGUAGGCAACUCCAGCAAUGGAGUUAAGACACAGAGUGUGGCAGGCACCAGUGAUAAAGCUGUGGAAGAGCAGCUAUAUAAUAUACCUACAGACACACAGCCUACAAGUGAGGAGGAAGAAGAACUGGAAAAGGACACAGCUGGCAUCUUGCUGAAGUCCCAGGAGGUAUUUUCUGACGUUCACGACGACUUUCAUGAUGUCAAAAGGAUUUUGUCCCGCUUUGAGGAAUGGAGAAGCUUUUAUUCGGACUCUUACCACAGUGCCUACAUCUUUCUGUGUCUCCCAAAGUUGCUUAACCCCAUCAUAAGGCAUCAGCUGCUUGGAUGGAACCCUCUAAAGGAUACCAGCACAGACUUUGAAAAACUCCCAUGGUUCACUGCAGUGGAGACCUUUUGUCAUGGCCACGGUCACGAGGAGUUGGAGCACUUGGACAGAGAAAUGCUUUCUAAUGCCAUUGAAAGGACAGUCAUACCCAAAAUAACAGCCUUUGUGGAGCUAGUUUGGGACCCCAUGUCCCUCCAUCAGUCAGCCCGUCUAACUGAACUUUGUCAUCAGCUGAGGGACGACUAUUCAAUCUUUGAAGGAGAGCAGAGUAAGCCGGUCACGACACUCAUCAAGGCUGUGAUUGGCCGACUCAGGAGCUGUGUAGAUGAAGAUGUUUUCAUCCCGCUCUACCCCAAAAAACUCCUAGAGGACAGUUUGUCUCCUCAGAGUCGGUUUAGUAACCAACAGUUCUGGAUGGCCAUUAAGCUGCUAGGAAACAUGGGGAAAUGGGAUCCACUGCUGCCCGAUUCUGCGCUGAAGGAGCUGAUGUUGGACAAACUGCUCUGCCGAUACCUGACGAUCACCCUUUGCAGCCAAACACUGUCAAAGGAUGACCUUCCUGCAUGCAAAAAAAUCGCAGACAGCCUGCCAACCAGUUGGUUCAGAGGAGAGAAUGAAUGUUUGCCUCAGCUCCAGUCCUUCAAAAACCACCUUGUUCAGAAAGCUCACAACAUUUGUAAACAACAACCUCCAGACACAAGGCUUGCAGUGGUUGAAGUGUUGCAAAUUCUGAGUAGAAUCCGAUGCCACAACUCCAUCAUGAGCAUAGCUGAAAAAUACCACUAUGAGGAUGUCAUCUACUCUCAUCAGCUGCUCAAGCAAGAGACAGAAUGAACAUUAGAUGAAGCACAGAUUCUCACGGACUGUAUUGUUUGCAAAUAAAUGUGCUGACAAGAGAAACAAAAUGGUAAAAAUUGAAGGCUUAUCACUGCCAAGAGAAAUGGUGUGAGCCGGAAAUGUUCAGACAACUCAGUGAUCAUGUGGUUAUCAUCAGCAAUUCACUGCUUCUA